This is a messenger RNA of Ostrea edulis (European flat oyster), 3756 nucleotides long. RefSeq lists its product as uncharacterized. Bases 539 to 1861 code for a protein of 440 amino acids. The record is from RefSeq and is a predicted model, not a curated record. Lineage: Eukaryota; Metazoa; Mollusca; Bivalvia; Ostreida; Ostreidae. The transcript is spliced from 2 exons.
UUUAAGUUAUUAAAUAUAGUUUAUAUAAGUUGAUUCUGUAUCAUAGCUAUCGGAUCUAUAUUUAGAAUAUGGCAGAUCUCGUGUAUCACGUGAUCAAAUAGACCAAUCAGUAUUAAGCUGUAUAGCAUCACUGCAUCAGUUUUGAAGUUCUUCUGUGGCUAAACAAAUUUCUUAGAUUCCUUCGGAAUAUUAUUCAAGGAUUUAUCACUUGUGCAUAUUUAUUUGUGUUCAUUGAACUUACGGUAUAUACACCAAACUGCGAAUUUGAACCUCGACAUGUGAAUGUGAGCGUGGGUGUUGAUACGGACACGCUCUAUUUGCAGUUUCCUUCAGAUUCUAGGAUAUUGUUUCUGUUUAUAUCGCUAAUAUUCAGUGUAACAUUACUGUGAUUAGUACCUUCGUUACAGUUAAACUUCGAAUGUGAACAGUGACAGGCUAAUGUGCGCAUGCUUUGUUUAAAUUGUCACGCUCCAGUUACCGAGUUUAUUACAAUCUUUAUGUGAUUACUGUGACUAAGCUACGCGUCAUAUCUUCUAAAAUGCCAGGAAGGAAACGAAAACAAAACGCUACAACAGCGCCAGUUAGGCAGAGACAAGUCAGACCCCGUCACGAAAACAAUUCGCGAUGGAAUUUGAACGAGCCUGAAAAUUGGUCUACUUCAGAAUUGUUUAAUAAACUGAGAGAAGCCAAUAUAAUCUUGCCAUCAAAUUUGAAGAAAGCUCAACUCGUGCAAAUAUUUAAGGACAAUGUUCUGAAUAAAGACAGAAGUGGCUCAACGGACGAUUCAAGGGAAAUUCAGGUUCAGGACCGAGAGGUAAAUGUUCAAUAUGGCGAAUUGAAUUUACUUCCGGCAUCUUCAAUCAACAAUCCCGAGAACGAGGCUGGGCGGAUGUCAACAAAUGAUCCAUUCCUUAGGCACCAAGACGAGGCUGGGCGGAAGCAGGUAGAACUGUCAAAUGCUGUCCAAAACAUACAACGAUCAGUUGAGCAUCUCGCAAAUGAGAUUAGCACACUCAAGCGCCGCGGCGUUUCCAACCAGGACAAUGAGCCCUCAGGAUCAGGAAAUUUCACAAUUGACGCACCUACGCCAAGAAUAUCUUCCGACUCCGUCCCUCAUAUAGAAACGGUAUCGUCAAAUCUGCGAAACCAGAUCAUGCAAGGUAAGGAUGUCAACUUGGCUCUACUUCUUAUGCCCCACGAAAUUGAGGAGAAUAGUCUACAUGACAGCGAUGGGCGCUUCAUCGUAAUUAAAAACAACACUGACCCCAGAUUACAAAGAAAUCUGACUUUAAGCGAGUUUAUAGUGGCAUUCACUAAGUAUCGGAACAUCCUAUGCGAAUUCUUUCCAGAGAGAAGGUCCGAGUUAGAUGCAUACUUAAGGGAUAUCAUUGAAAUGGCAUCCACCACUAAGGGGUCGGCUUUUUACGAUUACCACAAAGCAUUUUCAGCAAGGGCCAGUACACUUCUACAACAGAGAAACAUCAGAAUUGAUUGGGCUAUUAGAGACACAAAACUAUUUACAACCAUAUUUGCCGGACAGACUAUUAAUCGUUGUGAAAUGUGCAAUAGUGUCACACAUUCGUCCCACUUCUGCCCCAGAAUUAAACACAACACCUUGCAAUCCCAGUCAAGCGCAUCACAACAAAAUCCGCAAACAUCUAGUCUGUGUGAUGUUCAGGGCAGGCCUAGGAUUAAACAUAAGGGCAAAGAAAUUUGCAACAAUUUUAACAGUGUGACAGGGUGUCAGAGGAAAGCGUGCAACUUAGUCCACAUAUGUUCAGAAUGCAAAUUCAACAACCACGCAGCACCCACGUGCAACAAACUGAAAGCCAAGCAAAGUAUCACCAGUGAAAAGGCGUGACUAUUAGAUGACAAAUCCCACUCAGGAAAUAUUGUUUCAGAUUUUAAGGUGACCAAAUUCCGACAGGCUGCCCCUCAAGCAGAAAAGAACCCAGUUAUGAUUCCUGCAAUGCAAGAACUCGUACUAUAUUAGAGGAAGAAGCUGAAAGAUUGUGUGAAAAUUCUUUGAGUGAAAGCACAAAAAGCACAUACAGACAUGGUUAUAAGAUCUUUUGUCAAUUUCUAUCAUCUAUUGGAAUAGCAGCAACCGACUACAAGCCAACACCCAUUUCAGAACAAACUCUCAUCCUAUUUGUCACCCACUGCAACAAGGCAUUAGGACUUGGAUACAGCACUAUCAAACUAUAUUUGGCUGCAGUUAGAUUUUAUUAUGUCAAGGCAGGCAUCCACAACCCAAUGUCCUCUUCCUAUAUAGACUGCUGCGCAAAACUUCAUAUGGUUUUACGAGGGAUUAAGAAACACAAUCAUCAAAAAGAGAGACGAAGACCAAUUACAUACAAAAAUUUUACUUCAAAUUCAUACCAUCUUGCAAAGAGGAAUGUAUGGAAAAUUUCUUGAUUCUAUGUUGAAGGCAGCAUUUUCUCUGGCCUUCUUUGCGUUCCUUAGGUGUGGUGAAUUCACAGUUAAAAAUUUUAAACAAAACAACAUUUUAAAUAUGGAAGAUGUGAUCAAGGACAGUGAUGAUAAGGGAUUUACGCUUAAAUUGAAGAGUUCCAAAACCGAUCCAUUCCGUAAAGGAAUCCAAAUUCGUGUAUUCAAAUCUGGCCAAGCUGUAUGUCCAUUUACAUGUAUGAACAAAUAUCUCGAAAUGCGUAAAAUUUGGAACAAUGGAUACAGAUCAUCAGCUUUAUUCAUUGACGAUAGUGGCAACCCGUUAACAAGAAAUUUCUUGGUGAACAAAUUAAAAUGUAUCCUUCAAAUGUUAGGUUACAAUGACGAGCAGUACAAUGGGCAUUCCUUCAGGAUUGGGGCAGCAACAUCUGCUGCAGAAGGCCAAGUGCAGGACCAUAUGAUUAAAACACUAGGACGGUGGAGUUCAGAUUGUUAUAAUAGAUAUGUAAGAACUGAUGACGACACUCUAUCGCGAGCGCAACGAGCUAUGUGCCACAACUGAUGUUCUAUAACUGUGAUAGUACCAGUGAAAAAAUUCGGAGACAGUGAUCAAAUGACAUUUCAUUCGUGUGUUUGCUAUGUACGGAUAUAUGAUAAUAAUGUGACGCUUGUACCAGCUGUAUAUAAUGUAUGCUUCAUCUUAAACCUUUAGACUAGUUGAAGCGCAAGUUGCGCUUUAUGAUGUACAUAUGUUAUCUUUGUUUUGUACACAGUAACGAUGUAGUUUUCAUUAGAAUAGUUAGUUUCACGUUUUUUUAUCAGAUUAAGGUGGAGGUUUAGCAACGAUAUAUUACUUCCUUUUGGGGCUCUCAGCUAUUCCCAGUAGGUGCAGGCUUAACUGGCAAUAUCUUCGUUUGGGCAUAACACAUUGAAACAAUUUCAAUGUUCUACCCCAAAAGAAAUAGUUUAGGAAACACAAACCAUCAGCAUUUUACACAUGCAUGUUUACAUAGCUAUAAUGACCAUUUACAUAUUACUGGGCCAUCGGCCACUUAAAUAUUACAGGGCCAUCGGCCACUUACAUAUUACAGGGCCAUCGGCCACUUAUACUCAAGGCCAUCGGCCUCUCACCAUUACAUGCAUGGCCAUCGGCUAUGCUCUUAGCAAGCAUUUCAGCUUAAGUUUUCAACUUCACUGAUGUUGUUUUAAUUUGAGAUGUAUGUUAGAGUUGAUAUCUAUCUUGGAUGUUAAAAAUCAUGCAUGUGUUUUUGAUGUAUCUUGUUAUUCUGUAAUCCGCUGAGUAGUACCCAAAAGGCAAAGUUUGAAUAAAAUAUAGUAACUUUU